Molecule: messenger RNA, 6681 nt
Organism: Python bivittatus (Burmese python)
Lineage: Eukaryota; Metazoa; Chordata; Lepidosauria; Squamata; Pythonidae
Gene: FBLN2
Product: fibulin 2
Cellular component (GO): extracellular region
Molecular function (GO): calcium ion binding
Source: RefSeq, a predicted model, not a curated record
CAGAAAGGAAGACUUGGGAGACAGAGCAGCAGUAGAAUGAUUGAAGACAAAAGGUUAUAAGAAACUAACUACAUUCACAGGUCUUUCUCAUGGUUCCUGGCGACCACACAUCCUCCUGGGCUUGCUCAUUAUAGCAGUUAGUGCUUCACAGAGGCCCUGCAAUGGACAUUUACUGCAAGCUCUAGUUCCAAAACAGAAUCCAGGGAAAUAUUUCUGACCAAGAGCUGAAUGAACAAGAAUUUCAAGGGGGUGGUAAAAACAGGAAAAGAAGCCCAUAAAAGAUGAGAAAAGCUGGAUGCUUGCCAAACUUAUUUAGGAAGAUUAUGGAUAGGCACCAAGUGUUCCAUUCAUAUUGUAUGAACGCUGUCCUCUUGGUGCUUAUUUGGACUGGCAUUGCAACAACACAGAAGGAUUGCACAGGUGUGGAGUGUAAGCAGCCAGAAAAUUGCAUUGAAGAAGUUCUUGAGCCUGAAGAAUGCUGUGCCUCUUGUCUGCAACAUGGCUGUACUUGCGAAGGAUACCAGUACUAUGAUUGUGUGAAUGUAGGCUUUAUCAAUGGAAAAGUACCUGAAGGACAGUCUUAUUUGGUCGACUUUGGAAGUACAGAAUGUUCUUGUCCCAAAGGUGGGGGCAAAAUCAGCUGCCAGUUUAUGUUAUGUCCAGACCUUCCACAAAACUGCAUUGAUGCUGUUCUACCAGCAGAUGGGUGCCCGCAGUGUGGAAGAAUAGGCUGUGUCCAUGAAGACCAGAAAUAUGCUGCAGGACAUACAUUCCGCAUGCCUACAUGCAAAGUAUGUCAUUGCCCUAAUUCUGGAGGUGACCUCAUGUGCUAUCAGCUCCCGGAUUGUAAUGAAUCCACAUUAACCUCCCCUAAUCCAUCUGAUACCAUGGAACUAGAGCAGCACUAUGAUGAUCCAUACAGUUAUGACCAAGAGGCACCAGAAGGAGACACCACUCAGGUGGAGCCACCUAAAAAAUACUACAGUUAUUCAACACAUUUGGAACAAGAGAGCAUAGGCCAAGAACAAAGUGAGGAUUAUGACUACCUUGCAAGCAGUAUCACUCCCCCUUCACUGACUCAGCCUAUUUCAUACCCAGUAAUGCAGCAACAAACGAACACAAAUAUUCCUAUCAUGAAUCAUCCAGAAAACAGGAGCAACAGUGAAAUUAGCAAGGUCAGGAUUAACACAAGCACAGUAUCAACAACCAGAGUACCGCAAGGAUAUAAUAAGAUCACCACUGCAAAUACUAUUUUAAAGGAAGAAGUCGUGGCAACAACUGAGACACCCCGGAAUACGGCACAAGUGGAGAAGCUAAACGCAGUCAGCCAUGGGAGAAUUGAGCAAGGAGAAAAUUCCCACUUUAGAAUCAAACUAAACAUGAGAAAAGACCAGAAACUAAAAGUACCCAAAUCAUUGGAUUUCAAGGAGUCCAAAGGAGAUAAUUUCCCUGAAGUCAAAUUUAAUCCAACACCAUCAUCACUCAUUGCACUGAAAGAAGACCAUAACUGGAUAGCCUCCAAACAGUCUCAAACACUUUAUCAUUACCCGCCUGAUGAAGACGUAGAUCCCAAUUCUGUUCAUACAUCCUCCAGAUUAUCAGAAGAUUCAACGAAAGAUUUAAUUGAAACUUGCUGUGCUGCUGGGCAACAGUGGGCUAUUGAUAACAAUGAAUGUACAGAAAUUCCAGUAAGUGGAACAGAAGGUGACAUUUGCAGAAUUGCUCAGAAGCAGUGUUGUGUCUCGUAUUUAAAGGAGAAUAGCUGCAUUGCUGGCAUGAUCGCUGCCAGAGAAGGUGAUUUAUGUGGAUCAGAUGAAAGUGACACCUGUGGAGGAUCAUUUUAUAAGCAAUGUUGUGAUUGCUGCAUGUUGGGCCAACGAGUAAAAAAUGAGGGUCAAACCUGUGAGCCCAAUGCGAAUCUUGGCUAUCCUUGCAAUCAUGUGAUGCUUUCCUGUUGUGAUGGAGAAGACCACCUUAUCUCUCCAGAACUGAAGAGACAACCUGAACCAUUGUCAACAGUGACACCUGAAAAACUUACAGAGACAGAGGAUCACAAUGAAGCCUUGUCAAUUAGUAAUGAACCUGAAAUGUCAAACAGCCUGCCUGGGGAUGACCAGGAUGAGUGCCUUGUCUAUCCAGGAGAGCUUUGUCAACACCUCUGUAUCAACACUGUGGGAUCCUACAAGUGUUCAUGUUUCCCAAGUUUUACUUUGCAAGAUGAUGGACUCAGCUGCAAUCCAGAUUUUGAAGAAGAUGGACAAAACACCGCCUUAGGGGAGAAAGCCACUCUUGCUCCAGAAGCUUUAAAUAUCCAACCUGCAACCAACAACACUUUACAAGUAGAACAAGAUAAGUGUAAAGAUAAUGGUCCCUGCAAGCACAUAUGUAAUACGAUGGAAGGGAAAAUUGUGUGUUCUUGUUCACUUGGCUUUGUCCUCAUGUCAGAUGGUGUUUCCUGCGAAGAUAUUAAUGAAUGUGUAUCAGACACUCAUACUUGCAAGAGAGGAGAACAUUGUAUUAAUACAAUUGGAUCAUUUACAUGUCUUCAACAACUCAUCUGCCAAUCAGGAUAUGAACUUAAGGACGGUGAAUGUGUUGAUAUUGAUGAAUGUGAAAGAGGAACUCACAGCUGCAAGAUAAACUUUGCAUGUCAAAAUACAGAAGGAUCAUUCUAUUGUGAAUCAAAGCAACGAUGCAUGGAAGGAUUUUUACAAGAUCCAGAGGGAAACUGUGUUGACAUUAAUGAAUGUACAUCCCUUCCUGAACCAUGUAAGGCUGGAUUCAAUUGCAUCAAUACUGUUGGGUCUUAUACUUGUCAGAAGAACCUCUUAAUAUGCAGCAGAGGAUAUCAUUCAAGUGAAGAUGGAACCAGAUGUGUUGAUGUUGAUGAAUGUCAGUCUGGCACACACCACUGUGGAGAAGGACAGAUUUGUCACAAUCUACCUGGAGCGUACCGCUGUGAUUGUAAGAUGGGAUAUCAGUAUGAUUCAUUCAGCAGAACUUGCAUUGACAUAAAUGAAUGCUGGAAUUAUCCAGGCCGACUCUGCCAGCAUUCAUGUGAAAACACUGCUGGAUCCUAUCAUUGCUCGUGUUCUUCUGGAUUUCGCUUGGCUUACGAUGGGAAGCAUUGUGAAGAUGUCAAUGAAUGUGACAAUAAUCCGUGCAGUCAAGAAUGUGCUAAUAUUUAUGGUUCCUAUCAGUGUUACUGCAGGCAAGGCUACCAAUUGGCGGAAGACGGCCAUUCUUGUAAAGAUAUUGAUGAAUGCGCCCAAAGUGCAGGUAUUCUGUGCACUUUCCGCUGUCUCAAUGUGCCUGGGAGUUAUCAGUGUGCUUGCCCUGAUCAAGGAUAUACAAUGGCAGCCAAUGGAAGGACCUGCAGAGAUAUCGAUGAAUGUGCAAUGGGAUCCCACAAUUGUUCAUCAGCAGAAUCUUGCUAUAAUAUUCAAGGCAGCUUCCGAUGCCUUUUAAUUGAGUGUCCACCAAACUACAGAAAAGUGUCUGACAUGAGAUGUGAGCGUAUCAACUGCUUCAACUAUCUGGAUUGCCAAAGCACUCCACUCCGUAUUACUUACUAUCAGCUUAAUUUCCAAACGAACAUUGUGGUCCCAGCUCAUAUUUUCCGAAUUGGCCCCUCGCCUGCUUAUGCCGGAGACAACAUAAUCCUUACAAUCAACAAAGGAAAUGAAGAAAACUACUUCAACACCAGGAAGCUGAAUUCCUACACCGGCAUCGUCUACCUUCAGAGACAAGUGAGGGAACCCAAAGACUUCUUGCUCGAUGUUGAAAUGAAGCUUUGGCGUCAAGGAACUUAUACAACUUUUCUGGCCAAAAUUUAUAUCUUCAUCACAUCUCACGCAUACUGAGGUGGAGGGAUUACUGUUGAAGCUCAUUGGUGCUAUUUUUUAAAAUCUUUCCUGCCAAAGUUUGUGGUAAUAGGGAAAAACUGAUAGAAAAUAUAGCCUGUCAUAUUAUUUUUCUAGCUCCUAAAAUAUCCUUGUUUUUGUAAAAUUAACUUAAAAUGUAUUCACCUGUUUCUCUUAUAACUCUGAAUGUUUAGCUGAGCAAAAUAAGGCUAUUGAGUUUUGAUGCAAAUAUGCACAGUAGUUAUGCUGUGUUUUAAAAGUUACAUUAAUAUUGCACCAGUGACAACCUCAGAAUUAGUCACCAGGGAUGGGGGCAUGAUUUACCCAAACUUAAACAAUCCAGAAAAGAUGGAACUCAAAGGGAAAAAUAAAUAUGUAGCCACUGAAAUCAAUUGUACUUGAAAGGUGCUUAAGUGCAAUUCAUUUGAGUUCAUGAGAGGGCAGAAUGCCAAUUCCCAGUCUUGAAAAUAACUAAAAAAAAGAAGUUGCAUGUCAGACAAUGAUCUUUUUUUCACUUACCGACAAUUACCCAAUGUAAUUUUAAACAGACAAAAAGCUUCCUUUGCUGAAGAUGCCAAUAAUAUGUGGUGGAAACUUGCUGUGCCAAUCAAAUUCUGUUUUUAUACUACCAUCUUUGUCAAGCACAUUAGUGAAUCAGAUGUUGAUCUGUCUGCAUGUUCCCCCUUGAUUGACUUGCCCGACCAAUUCUGAGAGCUGCUGCCUCCUCAGCUAAAAGUUGCAAAUUAUAGCUGUGGUAGAGAGGCACAAGCAAGUGACCAGGCAUAAGUCUGACCCAACUUAACAUGAAUAUAGCCCUCACAGUUGAUUCACAUGCAAUAAACUCUUCAUAUAGUAUUUGUAUCAUCAGGCUUUACUUUUUCCAUAUCUUAGAAAAUGUCACUGUGAGCCGUUUCCACGGAGUUGGCUUUCCACCUCAUGCAAGGUUACUGGUGCCCUAAUGCAAGGGGAUGUGAAGGCCACCCCCAACUCCUGAGACUUGCUACUUGCUGUGCUUCUCAUGUAAAUUCUUGGGACCAGCUUGCCAGGAUUCAUAGAAAUACAUCCUCCUUUCUGGUAUGUUCAUGCCAGCAGUACAAAAUUGUUGCCACACUUUGUCGGGCAAUACAAUUCUUGUGUAAAUCUCUCUUUGCUGCAAGAACUACAUGAAGGGUGAACAAAAUCUACUUCAAGUUGGAAGUUCCCAAGCAGCGUUCUCAGGCACAUGGGGAGAGUCCAGGGCCCCCCUACUGUACCUCAUGAUUGGGACAUGCUACUUGUUGUUUGCUCACUGUGGUGGCUUGUUUUCUGAACGAAGCCUCAUGAAAGAUACAUGUGCUGGGUGUCCCUAGUGAGCCAUCCUUCCAAUCCAAACAAGCCCUGACAUUAAGUCCUUGGGUGUCCUCGGGCAGGUUUAAAAGAAUGGCUUAUCUCAGCCACUGGAGUUGCAUAGCACUAAGACAGUGUUGUCCAAACUUGGCCACUUUAAGAUGAGUGGACUUCAACUCCCAGAAUUCCCCAGCCAGCCAUGUCCACUCAUCUUAAAGUGGCCAAGUUUGGACAACACUGCACUAAGGCUACAAACAUCCAGAGGACUACUAGAGACAAAGAGAAUGAGUGUUAUGUCACUUCUGCUGCCACCUAGUAAUUCAGAUUUUGGCACUCCUCAGGGCUCUUUCCUCCCUUGCUAUCCCAGGCUGAGGAAUCACGGCUGCCAAAAAGGAAACCACAGCCAUCUAUUUAACUGUUUUCCUAUGCCUUUCAGCAGUAUGGUUACUGAAGAUGAAGGCCUCUGUGGGCCAGAGUGGGGCAUGUUAUAUGCAAGCAUUUCAGCCUGUGUCACUUGUCCCACAAAUAGCAAUCCCUUCUUCUAGACACCUUUUCAAGACAGAAAGCCCAUAUCCUGUCUUGCACUCAGCAUAUAUGAUGAACAGCUCUUAUGUGGUCCACAUUGUGAUGACAGAUAUUCAGAGAGACAAAGAGGCUGUAACUUAAAUCCCGUUUACUUGGAAAUUAGUCCCAUUCAGCACAAGGUGGAGUUAUUUCUGAAUGGCAUUGAGGAUACUCUGUCACUCACUAUUACAUUUGUUCCUCCCCUUGAAGCAUUUAAGUGGAAGCAUUUAAUUUAAAAUUUAAUUAGGACUUAACACCAAGUGGCAGUUGAUCCACACUGCAAGUGAAGCAUUUUCAGGUCAAAAGAAAAUGAUGGCUGCGUUGUGCUUUCUGGCUGAAAUGUACCUUGCUCUUUGGGGUAUCUGCUUGGUUUCAUAUGUAAAUUCCGUUCUGAAGGGACACUAUAUUUUCAAGGAAUGUUAGAUGCAGACAAGAUGUAUUAUAAUUUUUCAAGGAAAUACCAAAGAUGAGCAAGGCCAAACCAAAGAUACUAAAAUGUUAUUGAAUACCUGGUUGUAUUGCAUGGCUAGCCAAUUAAGAUCAAACUUGAAGUAAAGUGAUAGGUGUGUUUUCUACUUUUCUAGCUUGAAUUACCCAGCAAAAAUGGAAGAGUAUUUGGAAGUGUGUAUAGACCAGUGUUUGUCAACUUCCGCAACUUUAAGAUGUGUGGAGGUGGCUGGGGAAUUCUGGGAGUUGAAGUCCAUAUAUCUUAAAGUUGCUGAGGUUGACAAACAGUGAUAUAGACUAUAUCACACACUAAUAGCCCAAUGCAAAAUGUACAUUUUUUAUAUUGCUCUUACUUUAUAUAAAAACUGAAUGAGGUCCAAAUCUACAGCUCAUAUAUACUAACAGAUACCUUAAUCGAAAGAUUUGUAGAAAUUUACAAAUGAACAGUAAUUGUUAAAAAUAAAUAUUUGGGUUUUUUUAG